AUUUUUCAGUCUCGGACUUGUGGUGUAUGUGUGUGUUUCGGCAGGACGAGUAAGAAACACAGGGAAGUAUUCACCUCCCGAAGGCGCUCUCUGUGGAAUAUUCAUGCUAAAGGUGCUCUUCGUACCUCCGUCAGUCGUGAGAUGUUCGCGCACCGGUGUCGUGAAACUAUUUCUUGUCUGAAGACGUGUUUCGAGCCGCCAUUUCUUUGCUGUGCUGCUUCUGAAGUCCGCUGCGAGUCAAGACAGGGGGUUCCAAGAGGCAUCUCAAUGACGUCUUGAGACCGCACCGCGCGUUAGAAAGCGCCCACACCGGCCUCGGAGUUGAGACAUGAGGAUUCGUCCGAUGGAAAACUGAGGCCACCUUGAUGUCGUAACUGGCUACUGGAGAGCAGCGUCCGAACAGACGGCGGUUUCUUUUCUCCGAGCGACGAACGAAAAAGGGGAACCGUCAUUGAUCAGUUGUAGUCGCUCGGCCUAAAUUGAUGUCUGUCUGACGUCACUUUUCUGUUUUUUUUAACACUGAUUUGCUGACUACUUCCUAUCACUGGACGCGCAUUAUGCAUCAAAGUGGCAUCCAGACGCACGUAGCCUCUUCCUGAACACGUGAGGUUGCUUUGACUUUUAUUUUUGAACCGAACGGACAUCCUCAUGCCUGCAGCGUUUUUCCUUUUUGCAGAAGUCAAGCCUCAUGCCCUGCCCCGUAUCUCUGCAGUGAUUGGUCGUGCUGCAUCCACGUCAUAACUUCAAGACUCCACUAUUUCCCACUCUACUAAUUUAUUUUUGAAUAGAGAUGUCAACAGCUCGCUUUGAUUCGGCCGACCGAUCUGCGUGGUAUUUUGGCCCCGUGUCCCGACAAGAGGCACAGAAUAGGCUACAAGGACAGAGACAUGGUAUGUUUUUAGUGCGGGACUCAUCCACAUGUCCCGGGGACUACGUCCUGUCGGUGUCCGAGAACUCCAAAGUGUCCCAUUAUAUAAUCAACUCUUUGCCAAGCAAAAGGUUUAAGAUUGGUGACCAAGAGUUUGAGAACCUCAAUGCUCUGCUGGAGUUCUACAAAAUCCACUACCUGGACACCACCACGCUGAUAGAGCCAGCUCCCAGGUACCCAAGCACAGUGACUGGUCCCAUUCAGCCCAUGGUGGGCUCAGAUGACAACCUGGAGUAUGUUCGGACUCUUUAUGACUUUACUGGCAGUGAUGCUGAGGAUCUACCCUUUAAGAAAGGUGAGAUUCUCAUCAUCUUGGAGAAGCCAGAGGAGCAGUGGUGGAGUGCCAAGAGUAAAGAAGGCCGUGUUGGCAUGAUACCUGUACCCUACGUGGAGAAACUUGUUCGGCCGUCACCCCACACUGGCCAGCCUACCCAUGGAUCUCGGAACUCCAAUAGCUAUGGUAUCCCAGAACCUUCACAUGCUGUCGUCCAUGCCUACGCUCAGCCGCAGACACCCUCACCGUUGCCCCCUGGAACACCUGGCGCCGUGAUAACCCCUCUGCCAUCCAUGCAGAAUGGCCCCGUCAUGGCAAAGGCGAUUCAGAAACGAGUGCCUUGUGCUUAUGACAAGACAGCUCUUGCUCUGGAGGUUGGUGACAUAGUCAAGGUCACGAGGAUGAACAUCAGUGGCCAGUGGGAAGGCGAGGUAAACGGACGGCGGGGACUCUUCCCUUUCACCCACGUCAAAAUCAUAGACCCCCAGAACCCAGAUGAAAGUGACUGAUGUUGUAGCCCAGCUGGACCUCCAUGUGCCGGUUUUCACCUUAAUCCCCUGGCUGUCAUCCACAUCGCUAUGGUAACUUGCUUUGUCAGCUCGGGCCAUGCCAACAACACCCACCUCUGUUGUGGCCGCGGCUUCGGACAGUGCUGGAUUUCUGAUCCAAACUAAUCAUGACUGCCGCAUACCCUGCUACUUUCCUCUUUUUUGGUUUUUACAUUUCUUUGUGACUGGGCAUCAGUUUGAGCGUGUCUUCGGAUUACCAUCACAACCUGUUGUGUUUUUAAUAUGAGAUAUUUGAACAUGUGUUCCCUUUGAAAUCUCUGGAGUUUGUUGUGUCCGAGUGUGUUUUUGUGUGGAUGUUGCCAACGUGGGAAAACUGUCGAGCACUGAGACAAAGAGGAACUGACCUACUGGUCAAGCAUCACUCUAGGGUUACAUGUGUACAGAGACUGUUAGCUACUGGUUAAACAUGGACAAGUUCUGUAAUUCUGUGUGAGUGUGAAAUGGUGGGAUGCGAAGAGUCAGAGGUUACACCAUUAAAGUUCGUGCCAUUCUAAUGCGGGGCAGCCAUUUUAUUUUUGCCAUAUGAUCAACAUUUUGCUGAGGAAAUUGUGCCAUGUAUGAGAUUCGUGUCCUCUCACUGGUUUUGUUUGAAAUAAAAGUGGUUUAUUGGACUAAUGUGAUCCUCAGUAUUUAAGGGCAUGAAGUUGCUUCAUAAAAUGGGUAGUAAACAAAACAUCAAGUGGUUCAGCGACUGUGAGGAUCCUCCAUGACAUGGAAGUGUGGGGUUCAUGAAUUGGUGAUAAAAUUUCAGAAGCAGUUCGGGAUGUAGGUGCUUGGCGUCUUUCAAUGCCAACAAUGUUUUUCAAAAGCUUCUCAACCACAAAGCCGGCACAGAUGCCUCCUAAUCUUUAGUCACUCAAGUGGUUUAGUUUUCGCUUCAAUUACUUUUUCUGUUUUGUUCUUCUUUUCUGAAUGGAAUAGCUGGUGUACUAAAAACAUCUUCACAUUUGGAAUCUGUCUCGCCAGAUAUUCUUGUUAGACAUUUGUGACCAAAUGUCCGACAUGAAAUUCAGAGAAUUUCAGUUAAGUUGUGGCACUGAUGGUGUACUAUGUGAGGGGGAAACGAAGCGUCGGUGGCUGUUUGUGUGCGUGUUUGGUUGUGUGUUUGUGUGUGGAAGCGGAAAUAUCCCAGAAUGCCAAUGAGAUCCAGCUGUUGCCUUGACUCGAAGAGAGAACGAUAAUUGCGUCUCUAACUUUUUGUCAAAAAUAUCAGUGACGGGCUUCAACCUCUUUGGAACCUUUUAUGCAAGCGGACUUGCCCUUGGACUCUGCUGUAAACCGCCUGUCUCAUUGUAUGUUUUUUUUUUGUCAAUGUUUUUUUUUUUCUUUCCCAAACUGUCAAAUCACAUUUUGUAAAGACGAGUGAUAGCAAAAAGGGAAAAAUGCCUGCUGGUUGUCUCGGUGCAUGACCUCCCAGGCCCGAGAAGGGGCUCCGACGGGGCCCGAUGCUGCUUAUCUGACUAAUCUCCUUGAAUUGAAAGAAGUUCUUGUCAUGUCCCUGCCAUCUGCUUGAUGAACCCCAACUGUUGUCCUGCUCUGACAUACUGAAAUCUAUUCAUGAAGCAAUAGGCUCCGAUCUUUACUCCUGCUUCAGUGGCUUUACUCAUGGCAUCGACAGUAUUACUGUGUUCUCUUCACACACACUCACACACACACACACACACGUAGAAAAGCCUGACCUGUCUUUGACUUACGAGUUCAGAAUUGUGCCUUUUUAAUUUCAUGCCAUCGACACGUGUUAAAAGGUCCCAUGGUUAACACUUGUGCUGGUAUUGACCCUUUAUGUACAAAACAAGUCAAUAAAAUUUACAUCUACUACCUUGCUUCUGUGUGUGUGUCGGAGCAGAUCUA
This is a messenger RNA of Synchiropus splendidus (mandarinfish), 3622 nucleotides long. RefSeq names its product v-crk avian sarcoma virus CT10 oncogene homolog-like (gene crkl). NCBI's taxonomy places the organism in Eukaryota, Metazoa, Chordata, Actinopteri, Syngnathiformes, Callionymidae. Bases 791 to 1711 code for a protein of 306 amino acids. Gene Ontology annotation, molecular function: protein binding. The record is from RefSeq and is a predicted model, not a curated record. The transcript has 3 exons. Gene Ontology annotation, biological process: positive regulation of ERK1 and ERK2 cascade.